Messenger RNA from Toxotes jaculatrix (banded archerfish), 3314 nucleotides. RefSeq names its product golgin subfamily A member 5. The coding region runs from base 226 to 2505 and encodes 759 amino acids. NCBI's taxonomy places the organism in Eukaryota, Metazoa, Chordata, Actinopteri, Toxotidae. The record is from RefSeq and is a predicted model, not a curated record. The transcript is spliced from 11 exons.
UGUUGCAACGCGACUCUAGUCUAGCUCCCGGUAGAGAUUUUUCUGCAGGAAACUAACUUUAUAGCUAUAUUUCUUGUGGCUUGAUCAAUAUGAGGAUUUCUCCUCCGCCUGACGGACUUUAACCUUUAUCACGUCCAACUACGUGAAUCCCGGAGGACUUCACACGGACUCUUUGAUAUCCGCUUUACAGCCAGAGGUAUUUUUUUUAUCAGCCAUCUGUCCCUGAUGUCCUCCAGAGGUAAAAAUGACUUGUGCAGAAUAUGUGGCAGUGCUCUCCAGGGAAACCAGAGGCGGUGGCUGUUUGGGGGCCAAAAUAAGAAGGCUGGUCAGCCUCAGACCCCGACAGAGUCCCUCAGAAUAGGAAGCCUGUCCCGGUCCUCACAGAGCAGCCCCUGGGGCAGCACAUUAUCUCUUGGUUCCUCAGCGUCUCUCUCCAAGUCCCAGUUAUCCUUGAGCUCCCCGUCCAAAGGAGCGGAUCUGCUCUCAGUGUUGACCCACAUACUAGGGCAGUCUGUUCCACGGGGCAGCGGGCAGGGGGAGUUUGUGUGUGGCAAGUGUGUGUGCGUCCUCGAGCGGGUGUUCAAGUUCGACUCAGUGAUAGCCAGGGUGAGGGUGCUUUCAUCUGAGAGGCUUCAGAAGCUGAUGCAGGAGAGGGACAAGAUCAGACAGUGGGUGCGCCAAAACUACCUCCAGAGAUAUCCACGGGACAUCCAGAGCAGGGGCAGCACUAGCGAGGAGGAUGGAGAGACGGAGAAGGAGGGCUACAGGGAGAUGCUCAGAGAGAAUAUGGCACUCUCAGAAUACGAGUGCUGGUCCGAGAAGUGGGACACAUGUCCAUAUUUUAUAAGAACGGGUAAAAGAUGCAGAAAGGGCAAAGGAUGUGAAGGCUGCGAUUCCUUACGGGUGUCUGACUCAGAUUAUGAGUCUGUUUGUGGGGUUCCUCGCCGCUUGCCUUUCCCACCCUUCUCCCCGCUGGCAUUGUCGCGGGACAAAUCCCAGAGCAUGCCCCUACACUGGCAGAGGGUGCCGUCUAUCAGCUCCAGCCCGGCUUCACUGGCGGGAUCCAGUCUCUCUUUACGAGCGUCUUCCCGCACUGAGUCCAUUCAGUCUCUGGACUCACUGGAUGGCAAUGACCCGUUUGAGUCACCAGGUGAUCAGUCAGUCAACUUCAUGCUGAAGGAGCUGAGAAGUAUUGAGGGGAAGCCGGUCAGUUCACCCUCAGGCAGCAGGAUCCCAGUUCUAAACAGGAAGGAUGGUGGGUACUCGGGAAAAACUGGAGAGAUGACGUCACCCGCAGUGAACAGGGCGCUGAACUUUGGGGAUGUGGAGAAUGGAGGACAUGAAAUAGAUGAAGAGGACGGCGAUGUCCUUACAGAGCUGAGGGACGAGUACAUGCCUCUACAUCGGGACAGCACUACUGGCAGGGUUCACCAUGCAGUCAGGCACCUGCGAGGACAGCUGGACCAAGCUGUGUCCCGUAUCAGGACCCUGGAGGCCGAGCUGAAGCAUGGGAGGAGCAAACCAGCUGAAGUCAACGGAUUGGACUGGGCACCUUUGGUUCAGGAGGAGGGUGGCAGCUCCCUGCUGCAGAGCCUCGGUCAUUCCCUGCACAGCCGGGAGCGUCUGAUCCAGGAGUGUAUGGGUCUGAUCAGAAGACUGUGUGUGGAGGAGGGAGAAGGUGCUGAGCUAACCAACAAGCUGACUGAGAAUCUGAAGGAAAUUCUCUCGGACAACAAGGCCGCCUUGAAGACUUUGAGGUCUGAAAUGACUGAUAAAGAGAAGGGCAUGGAGAAAGAGAUCGAGGCUCUGAGGAAAGCCGGAAGAGACAGAGAGAGAGACCUUGACACACUCAACACCGUGCUGCAGUGCAACCAGGAUAUUAUCAAUGACUUACGAGUGGCUCUGGGGGAGAGGGAGCAACUGAUGAAGGAUGUGGAAAAAGAGAGGGAGGUGUGGAGACAGAGGGACCAGGCCCUGGCUGCCGUCCUGCAGGAGAAGGAAACUCUGAUCCACUGCCUCAAAGAGGAGCUGGAGAGCCGUCAGAAAGACGUGCAGGCUCUUUCUGACUCUGUGACUGGUCAGGAGAUGGAAGGGGGUGGGACUGGGCAAGCAGCCGUGUUGAAAGAAAGAGAGAGAAACAGCGCCAACCUGUGCCAGGAGGUCACCAAACUCACCACAACCCUGCAGGAGUACCAGGACAUGGUGCAGAACCAGCAGGAGAGUCACAGUCAGACAGUGUCUUCUCUGACGGGUCAACUCAGAGACACUCGACAGGAGCUGAGGAAGAAAGAGAAGGAGAAGAAGGAGGCUGAUAGAGCCUGGCAGAACACCAGAGAGGACAGAGAGAGAGAUGAGAGGAAACUGAGGGACAGUCUGGAGAAGAGAGACAAACUCAUUGAGCAAAUCCUGUUGGAUGCUGAGGAGCGGGACCAUCUGUUCAGGGAGCUGCAGCAGAACCUUCAGAACAAACUGGAACCCGAGACUGCUAUGAGGCACACACUGUGAUAGAGGGGAGAGCAUACUGGAAUACUUUGCACUUUCUGCACCACCUUUUUGCCUCUUCAGCAUACUUAUCGUGAUGUACAUUAAGUUUAUUUAUAUUUAUCUUUCCACGUUUUUGCUGUUGCAGACCUGCUUUGUCCUGCCAUGACCUGAAGGACAGUUUAAAUUUCCAUCAUUGCUACUGAACCCUCUGGAGUGAAUCAGGAAUUUCAGACUAAUAGAGUCAGACACAGCCUGAUUGUUUUCAGUAUAGAGAGAUGUCAGGUGUAUCUUCUAACUGAAUGUUUAAUACUUGAUUUAAAAACCACCUGAUUACUGUUUUUUUUUCUUGUUUUUCAUGUAAUGGGGUCUAAUGGUAAGGUGGUGAUUAGAUUUCAUUUCAUUCUGUGCGACUGUUGCAGACACAAACAUUUCUGAAUGGUGUGAUUGUUAGUGGAUCAGAGUGACCCUCAUUAUGUCCUUUAGGACAGUAGUGGGUAUGAUGUUGCUUUAAAUAUGAAUUUUCCUCCCUUUAUUCUAUGAAGCUCUUUGCAGUGGUGUCUUGUGUUUUUCCUUUUUUCUGUCUCAGUACAGAUCUGCCGAUUUUUUUUCUGUUUACUGUGCUAGUCUAGGUGCGCAUGGAGGGGAAUACCUAGGACCAAAAUAAUUUUUUUAUCCGCUUUCAUUUUCUGAUUUUAUAAAUGUCUUAUUUUUUUAAUUUUAUUUUGGUACUAUCCUCAAUUAUCUUCAGUGUUUACAUGUCUUGUAUUGUUAGUCUGAGACGUAUGCAUUUUCUUUCUUUUCGCUCAAGAAAAUUAAACACUCUGGCCCGA